AUCUCCCUCUCUCUCUCUCUACAAAACCAACCAAACUGCAAAAUCAAAAUGAUCUCAUUCUUAUCGAACAAACCAACUUUCACAUUCACAUUUUCUCUCACUCUCUCUCUCAACAAUGUCUUCAUCUUCUUCCACUUCCCUCUAUCUCACCAACCCCCAUCUCACGCGCCACACAUCAUCCCCAUCCACCACGCGCCUCUCUUCUCUCCCAUCCACCAUCACCCUCAACCGCACACCAACCCCAACAACCCACCUCUCUCAAUCCCAUCAUCUCCGUCAUACCGCCAUCCAUGCAUCCGUCUCCGCACCACCGUCAACCACCACAGACUCAUCUCUCGUUGAGAAAUCAGUCAACACGAUCCGUUUCCUCGCGGUUGAUUCGGUUGAAAAAGCCAAUUCGGGUCAUCCUGGUUUACCUAUGGGUUGUGCUCCAAUGGGUCAUGUGCUUUAUGAUGAGGUUAUGAGAUAUAACCCCAAGAAUCCGUUUUGGUUUAACCGUGAUCGGUUUGUUUUGUCCGCUGGUCAUGGUUGUAUGCUUCAGUAUGCUUUGCUUCAUCUUGCUGGAUAUGACAGUGUUAAGGUAGAAGAUUUGAAGCAAUUUCGUCAAUGGGAGAGCAGAACCCCUGGACACCCUGAGAAUUUUGAGACUCCUGGAAUUGAAGUCACCACAGGUCCUCUUGGUCAGGGAAUUGCCAAUGCUGUUGGUUUAGCCCUUGCAGAGAAGCACUUAGCUGCCAGAUUUAACAAGCCCGACAAUGAGAUCAUCGAUCAUUACACGUAUUGUAUAUUGGGUGAUGGUUGUCAAAUGGAGGGAAUUGCAAAUGAAGCUUGCUCACUUGCAGGACACUGGGGACUAGGAAAGCUAAUAGCAUUUUACGAUGACAAUCACAUUUCUAUUGACGGUGACACCGAAAUCGCAUUCACUGAGAGUGUUGAAAAACGUUUUGAGGGACUUGGGUGGCAUGUUAUUUGGGUAAAGAAUGGAAACACUGGCUUUGAUGAAAUUCGUGCUGCCAUUAAGGAAGCAAAAGCUGUCAAAGACAGACCCACAUUGAUCAAGUUCACAACAACCAUUGGUUAUGGUUCUCCGAAUAAAUCCAACUCCUACAGUGUGCAUGGAAGUGCACUUGGUGCCAAAGAAGUUGAUGCCACAAGAAACAAUCUUGGAUGGCCAUAUGAGCCUUUCCACGUGCCCGAGGAUGUCAAAAAGCAUUGGAGUCGCCACAUCCGUGAGGGUGCUGCUCUUGAGUCCGAGUGGAAUGCCAAGUUUGCUGAUUACGAAAAGAAAUACAAGGAGGAGGCUGCAGUAUUGAAAUCUAUCAUCAGUGGUGAUUUACCUGCUGGUUGGGAGAAAGCACUUCCGACUUACACUCCAGAGAUCCCUGCCGAUGCCACCCGAAACCUAUCGCAGCAAAACCUUAAUGCCCUUGCGAAUGUUCUUCCCGGUCUGAUUGGUGGCAGUGCAGAUCUUGCUUCUUCCAAUAUGACCUUGCUGAAAAAGUUUGGUGAUUUCCAAAGUGAUUCUCCAGCAGAGCGUAACGUUAGAUUUGGUGUUAGAGAACAUGGAAUGGGAGCAAUCUGCAACGGCAUCGCUCUUCACAGCCGUGGACUUAUUCCAUACUGUGCAACCUUUUUUGUUUUCACCGACUACAUGCGUGGUGCCAUUAGGCUUUCCGCCCUAUCCGAAGCCGGUGUUAUAUAUGUCAUGACUCACGAUUCAAUAGGACUUGGAGAGGAUGGACCAACCCAUCAGCCUAUAGAGCACCUGGCAAGCUUCCGGGCAAUGCCAAAUAUCUUGAUGCUCCGUCCCGCUGACGGUAACGAAACGGCUGGAGCAUACAAAGUUGCAGUGCUUAACAGGAAGAGACCCUCUAUCCUUGCCCUUUCUAGACAAAAAUUGCCUAACCUUGCCGGAACUUCUAUUGAAGGAGUUGAAAAGGGUGGAUACAUCGUCUCUGACAACUCAACAGGAAACAAACCUGAUGUCAUUUUGAUUGGAACCGGUUCCGAAUUGGAAAUUGCAUACAAAGCUGGUGAGGAUCUAAGAAAAGAAGGAAAGGCUGUUAGAGUUGUUUCCUUUGUUUCUUGGGAACUUUUUGAUGAACAAUCACAAGCUUACAAGGAGAGUGUUCUCCCUACUGCUGUUACGGCUAGGGUUAGCAUUGAGGCCGGAUCAACAUUCGGGUGGGAGAAAAUUGUUGGAAGCAAAGGAAAAGCAAUCGGCAUUGAUCGUUUUGGAGCUAGUGCUCCUGCAGGAACAAUAUACAAAGAGUUUGGUAUCACUAAAGAAGCUGUUAUUGCUGCAGCAAAAGAGCUUAUUUAGAACUAUUAGUUUUUGUUCAUUUAAGAACUUUCUCUUUUAUUUUUCUUCUGGUUUUGCUUUUGCUUUUGGGUUUGAUAUAUCUACACAGAAAAGGGUGUUUCAAUAGCAUCAUGUUGUUGCUUGAAUAAGAAAAAGGUUAGAUUACUGUUGCUUAUGAUUGUGAGUUGUGAGUUAAGCUAAGCAACAUUGAUCAAAGUAGAUUACACUAAUAAAUUUUUACGAAAUAGUAAACUUUUCAACCGAUUGAGUUGACAUUGUUAAAUCCAAUGAUGUUCAUGACUGUUCAAUUGUUCAUCUAUGUUAGUUGUAUUUUCUUUCGGUUGUUGGCAUUGUGAAAUUGCAAAUAAGCAUAUGUGUUUGGAAGAA
Molecule: messenger RNA, 2689 nt
Organism: Medicago truncatula (barrel medic)
Lineage: Eukaryota; Viridiplantae; Streptophyta; Magnoliopsida; Fabales; Fabaceae
Product: transketolase, chloroplastic
Exons: 7
Coding region: 116-2323 (735 amino acids)
Biological process (GO): pentose-phosphate shunt
Cellular component (GO): cytosol
Molecular function (GO): transketolase activity
Source: RefSeq, a predicted model, not a curated record